AUGCCUCCCAAGCGAAAGGCCCCUCCUGUGGGCGCGCAAGCUCCCGCACCCAAGGCUGGACGCACUUCUGCCAUGUCUACUUCCGGGCCGGCUACUCCCCGCAGCCUGGAUGAUUCAAAUUUGUCGGACGCCGAUGAAGACCUCGAUGACGAUAUCCCAGAGGAGCAGAAGAAGAAAGAGGAUCUGCUGAGCAAGGAAGCCGAUGAAUUUGUCAGGAAGUUCUCGGCAAUAAAGCGCGGGCUCAACAAGCAAGACGACGCUGAGCGUCUCCGGCAUUAUGAUGCUGCCACUCCGUACUUCAAGAAGAAAGACUUCUCCUACCUCCCCCUCAAACCCGACCACUACAAUCGCCCUUUGUGGAUUGACCCCAAUACGCAAACCAUCGUACUGGAACGGUUCAACCCUCUGUCGGAGCAGGCAACUGAUUUUCUCAUCACGAUUGCUGAGCCCAGAUCGCGCCCAACGUUUCUGCACGAGUAUGUCAUGACGACUCACAGCCUCUAUGCUGCAGUCUCGGUUGGUCUUCGGCCCAAAGAUAUCAUAAACACCCUUGAUCGCUUUUUGAAAACGCCACUUCCUGCAUCGACUCGGGAGUAUAUAGAGACGUGCACAAAGAGCUACGGCAAGGUGAAGCUAGUUCUCAAGAACAACAAGUAUUACGUAGAGAGCGUGGACGCCCAGAUGCUGCAGAUCCUGCUAAACGAUCCUGUCAUUGGCAAGCUGCGCGUUCAGGGAACUGACACGACCAGCUCUGCUCCCAAGAUGGGGGGCCUCGUUAUCCCCGGCACCCAGAACGCCGCUGGCGUCCGGCAGGCAAACCUGGUGGACGGCCCGGUUGCCGAAAAGAAGCCCGGUGACCAGGACGCUGCUGCUGCCAACGAGGCCGACUUGUUCGCCAAUUUAAAUGAGGAAGAUGAUGAUGACGACAAAGAAAACGUCCAUGCCUUUGAGAUUGCGGAUUCGUCUGUCGAGACGGUCCAGAAGCGCUGCCUUGACAUUGGCUACCCCAUGCUGGAAGAGUAUGAUUUCAGAAAUGACGACAUAAACCCCAACCUGGAGAUUGAUCUCCGCCCCAAUACCCAGAUUCGUCCCUACCAAGAGAAGAGCCUCAGCAAGAUGUUUGGCAAUGGCCGAGCGAAAAGCGGUAUCAUUGUUCUGCCAUGCGGCGCCGGCAAGACGCUGGUCGGCAUCACCGCUGCCUGCACCAUCAAGAAGGGCGUCAUUGUGCUUUGCACCAGCUCCAUGUCUGUCGUCCAAUGGCGUCAAGAAUUCCUCAAGUGGUCCAACAUCAAUCCCGAUGAUAUUGCCAUCUUCACCGCGGAGAGCAAGAAUAGGUUUCAAGGGAGCACUGGUAUCAUUGUCACCACGUACUCGAUGGUCACAAACAGUCGUGAGCGAUCGCAUGACUCUAAGAAGAUGAUGGAUUUCUUGAGGGGCAGAGAAUGGGGUUUGAUGUUGCUCGACGAGGUACACGUCGUGCCGGCCGAGAUGUUCCGGCGCGUCAUCUCGUCCAUCAAGUCACACGCCAAGCUCGGUUUGACGGCGACACUUCUUCGUGAGGACGAUAGGAUUUCGCAUCUUAACUUCUUGAUCGGGCCCAAGCUUUAUGAGGCCAACUGGAUGGAGCUCUCACAGCAGGGCCACAUUGCGAAGGUGCAGUGUGCUGAGGUUUGGUGCCCGAUGCCUACAGAGUUCUACGACGAGUACCUGCGCGCCAAUGCCCGGAUGAAGCGCACGUUAUACGCGAUGAACCCGCGCAAGUUCCAGGCUUGCCAGUACCUCAUCAACUACCAUGAAGCUCGCGGAGACAAAAUUAUUGUCUUCUCGGACGAGCUCUACUCUCUGAAGCAGUAUGCCCUGAAGCUCAAGAAAGUCUUCAUCUACGGCGGCACCAGCCAGGCCGAACGUAUGCAGGUCUUGGAGAACUUCCAACACAACCCCGAGGUGAACACUCUUUUCCUCUCCAAGAUCGGCGAUACUUCUCUCGAUCUGCCUGAGGCAACCUGCCUGAUCCAGAUCUCUUCUCACUUCGGCUCGCGUCGUCAGGAGGCGCAGCGCCUGGGCCGCAUCCUUCGGGCGAAGAGGCGUAACGACGAAGGGUUCAACGCCUUCUUCUACUCCCUCGUCUCAAAGGACACCCAAGAAAUGUACUACUCCUCUAAGCGUCAAGCGUUCCUUGUCGACCAGGGCUACGCCUUCAAGGUAAUCACCCACCUCGCGAAUAUCGAACAAACUCCCGACUUGGCCUUCUCCACGCCCCAGGAAGUCCGCGAACUCCUCCAGCGCACGCUGGUCGACAACGAGAAGGGCGCCGAGGAGGAUGUCGAGACCGACGAUCUCUUCGGCCGGACAGGUCGCAAGAAGAAGGCGGGCGCCCUCUCCGGUGUGCGCCGCACGGCCGGCAUGCUGAGCGAGCUCAGCGGCGGCCAGGACAUGGCGUACAUCGAGCAGAACAAGGCUGCCAACCGCGCACUCAAGCAGCAGGGUGCUGGUGGCGGUAAGAGCAGCAAGGCGGCUGCGAUGGCCGAGAAGAGUUCUUUCUUCAAGAAGAUCGAGCGCGAGAAGGAGAAGAGCAGGGCCGCGGCCCGCGCGGCGAGGCAGUAA
This is a messenger RNA of Thermochaetoides thermophila DSM 1495, 2604 nucleotides long. RefSeq names its product DNA repair helicase-like protein. The record is from RefSeq and is a predicted model, not a curated record. Bases 1 to 2604 code for a protein of 867 amino acids. Gene Ontology annotation, cellular component: nucleotide-excision repair factor 3 complex; transcription factor TFIIH holo complex; transcription preinitiation complex. NCBI's taxonomy places the organism in Eukaryota, Fungi, Ascomycota, Sordariomycetes, Sordariales, Chaetomiaceae. Gene Ontology annotation, molecular function: 3'-5' DNA helicase activity; DNA binding; hydrolase activity. Gene Ontology annotation, biological process: nucleotide-excision repair; transcription initiation at RNA polymerase II promoter. The transcript has a single exon.